UAGUGCGCGCGCGCGCACACACUCACGCGCGUUUCAUUUAACUGAGGCUGCGCUCAGCUCGUGGACAACAAGGAUGAACUUGACGCUUCUUCUAAAACUGCUAAAAUAAUCGGUUAAUUGAAUUUUUGACCAGCCAAAGAUCAAUCUACAUGUUAUUUUAGGCCUAUUAAAUAAUCUUUAUGGAAUUAACCGCGAAGACGGGAUGUUUGAGCUUACAAAAUGCGUCGUUUUGUGUAUCUUCUCCUAUUUAUUUUCGCUCCAGGUUAUGCACUGUUAGAGAACAGAGGUUGUGGAGGUAAAAUCAGUAUUUUUCGUGAGAGGAGCGGCUUUAUCCGGUACCCUUCACAUCCAGAUCGCUCCAUAUUUAACCAAAUUACGGACAACAGCACGGAUGUCCCAUGCACUUGGAUUAUCGAUUCACAUGAAAAUCAGACAGUUUGGAUAGAGGUCAUUUCCAUUGGUAAUAAUUCUAGUUUUGGGAUUCAAUUUGGGAACAAGGAUGAACGGACCAACAAAAAAGAUGAUAAUGCACUGUUCUCGGGCACUGGAAGAACCAUCAUCAAAUGGAGGACUGCGAAAAGUACAGAUACAUUACAUCUAAGAUGGAACACGUCAGAUUCCAGUCAUGAUCCUGCUUUGAUUCCUUACACACACUCUGACACUGACCCGGUUUCUCCCUCUCCGAGUGGCUCAAGCAGGGUAACCUAUACCCCAGACAUUCCAGGGAAAGGCAACACGGCCCUCGAAUCACAAUCACACACUCCCAGAGGUGAGAGUGUACAGUGGGGCGAAGGCGUGUCUGACCUGGCCGAUAACAGCAGACCUCGUUAUCCGCAGGAAAACACGAACAAUGAACAGGAAACAACUGGAGAAUGGAUCUCUGACCUCUCUGGCACAAAUUCUUAUUCUUCCACUACAAUCCGCCCGCCAUCGCUGUCUUUGCACACUACACCCAAACACACAACAAGCGACGUUACUGCAAAAACAAUCACGCUUUUAUCACAUACGAGCGAUGUGACACACACUGAAUCACACAAAAGUUCCCAGCGCAUAGAUACAAACACAUUUACUAAAAUGAUAUCAAACACACUUAGAGCUAAGCGAAGCGAUCCGAGUUCAGUGUAUCCGACAGACAGCUUUCUUUCUGUCAGUUUACCGGAUAAAAACACAACUCCGUUUAGUAAAAAAGAUUUUUUCACCGACAGUCCUCACAAAGUUGCCACCUUGAUGCAGUCGAGUGUUCUGGAUGUGCUUCAUACAGAGACUCCAACCUAUCGAUCAGAGACCGAUAAACCAGAUCGUCUUUCAAUGUCUACUCAUCCAAAUGUUAAUAUCUACAAUAAUUCAAUAACUGUUACUAGCACACCUGAGUUUCCAGCUGUCAAUCAAAGCAACCCACUGAAGUUUUCUGAUAGCAACACAUACUCCGGACACACCAAGUCUUUUGAUUUUAUAGGUGAACCUACAAUGAACGUUACCAUCCUUUCUACAACUGAGAAUAACCCAACAACCUCAAGCAUACUUUCAACAAAGGAGUCGCCUAGAACACACGCCACGCAGGAUUUAACAUCUGAAGCAUCAACUACACACAUCAUCAAAAGUCAACCCAAUAAAACCAGCUCAAUAUCUACUGAAAUCUCAGAGUUAACAUCUCACAACAAUGAAGCCAGCACUUUUACCAUCUUUACAUCUACCACACCUCCAUCUCUGACCUCUGCUGGCACUGACACAGAAAGUGAUUGUCUCACAUGCACCUCUUAUGUACCAUCUACAGUACGACAAAAUAAAGAAAGACAGGAAAACCUCACCACUACUCCUCCAUCAGGUUCUUCCAGUCCUGAGAUAAAUCCUAACGUGACCUCAGACCUCGCAAGCAUCACUACAGUGACAUUUAGGAGCCACGUGGAUUUAAAGGAACCUGAGAUUUCCCCAUCACAGAUCCAGAACGUUGGCGCGUACACAAAUUCUCCACAAGCUAUGCUUUCGAAUACACCAAAAGCCCCUUUGUACAACCCCACAUCUCCAUCUUUUAUAAACCCACAGACCUUUUCUGUUAUUACCCAAACAAGCAUUGCGGGUGUAAGUACUCGGAGGAGUUUGACAGCCAUUACCAAGACUAUCCAUGGCUUAUCUCCAUUAAAAGACGCUCACACUGAAUCAAUAGAAAGUAUGGAUAGCAUCACCAGCCACCUUCCAGGUUUAACACUGAGCCCUUCAUCUGUUGACCUCACAUCAUCUACACUUACUAUUAGCAAUCCUGCUGUUCAGACCAGCACACCUGUUAGCAUAACCUCUUCACCAGCAUACCGACCACCUACCAAACAGUCUAAAAUGACCCCACACGCCACGUCCGCAGAAAACCCUUCGGUCCGUACGCAUAUUCAAGUAGUGGAGUCCAGAACAAUCAGACCUACUGAAUAUUUGACCACAAGCUUCCGUCUUACUGGGACGAAUCAACACGCAGCAUCUACGCAAGAAGUCACGCAGACAUCUCAGAUCCAGUCGACUGCAUCCAAAUCUGACAAGAAGUGGCCACAUGGGAGGCAUUUUGUCGUAGUGGAAGACCAGCAAGCAAUCAUCAAAAAGGAUACAUUUCAAGUACUCUUACAAAUCACCCUGGAAGACAACUUUGACCCUGGCAUGGGCCUGCAUGAGAUGGAGCCAUUUCUACAGCGAGUGUCUGGGUACAAGAGUCAACAUGUUACCUGGCACAGUGGUCCAGUUCUGCAAACAGUGGUCCUGUUUCAGACAGUGAGAGCCCUUUCCUGGUUGGGAAGGGCGGAGUCUCUGUUACAGGAGGUGGGGUUAAAUCCAGUGCCAAAGGCUGGAAUAUUUUUGGGUGGAGUUCGAGUGAAAAACAUUAUAGUGGGAGGUUUGCAGACUGAGAUUUGUGAAUGGCUGUUUGAAUGCCCUGCUGGGUUUCAGUGUGUCUCUUCCAAGACCAACGCCAGCUGCACAUCAGUGUGCCACUUUGACUACUGUAAAAAUCAGGGCAUCUGUGUCCAUCGCCCUGAUCAACAACCAAUCUGCCAGUGUCCCGUCGGAGAGGAUUAUUGGUUUAUGGGUCAACGCUGCGACCUCCGCAUGACCCGACCACGUUUGGUGGGCGUUUGCUUUGGUGUGCUCACCGCGGUAGCCGCAGUAAUGGCUCUCCUGUCUUAUCUUGCAGUCCGGCGUUAUAAAAGCAUGCUUAUGCAGGCCAAAGUGGAACAAACACGCAGCAGUUAUCGGCGAUUUAAUCACUUCGAUGAGCUCUCGGCUCGGUUUUGGGGAAGGUCCUGGCCGGGGUCGGAAGACUCUUUGGAUAACCCGAUCUUUACUCGCUCAGACGAAUUACUACAUCUAAGAGCCCUAGAUCGUACUUGCUGUUAUCACGAUGACACGCUUUCUGUUGUCUCCACAUACCAUGGUAGUGGGACAAACCUAAACACUGUAUAUCCUCACAGUUCUCAGUAUGGCUGGGAUAUGAGCAACUGCAGCUUAGCAGAUGGUGUGGUGGAUUCUGGGAAAGCUAGUGACCUGUCGGUCUGUAGCUGGCCGAUCGAGCCGAUUCAGUGGACACCAUUUCCAUUAUUACAGCAGAUCAACAGAAAUUCUGCAUCAGUGAAAGCAACUCGCCCUCGCUCUUACUGUGAAGGCAUGGAGCUGGUAGAUUUGGAGAAGAGCUGGACAGCCUAAUGGACAGUCUUGUCAAUCAUCAUGUUUGUCGGAGCAUAUGGUGCAAACGCACUUUUGACGAUCCCAUACCCCUCUCUCCACCCUGUACUUUCCUUUCCUCUCCGUACUGUACAUCCUGUCUAUCAAACAAAGGAAAAAAUGGCCCAAAAAAAACUUAUCUCAUGUUUGGGACGGAUAUAGCAUACUGAAACCAAAAUAAAUCUCAUCUACUCAAAAAUACUUUUAUUGGCAUUUGCUCUCAGGAUCCUCUAGUAAAUGUAUUUAAACAAUGUUGUACAUGCUCAUGGAGAAUUCUUGGUUUGAGCUGAUAUAACGUCAAUAAUAACUGUAUUUUUAUUCUUCAGGUUGAUGGUAAGACCCCACAGACACAUACACAACAACAAAAUGACAUCUUGGGCAGCUGUAGGGCAAAAAAGUACAUGACCCUUGGGUUUAAAAUAAUUUACUUGUGAAUAAUGUCGCCAGAUAAAAAUGAAACCUCUAUAGGGCGGUUUCCUAGACAUGGCUUAUCCUAGUCCCAGACUAAAAUGCAUGUUUGGGCUGCUUUAAUUUAAAAAACAUCUUGCACACAUAUAUCAGUGCUAUUCCCAUAUGGCGAAAAAUAAUUUUAAAUAUAUUUCUAAAUAAAAAAAUGGCCAAAAAAUAUAUGUACUGAAAUAUAUUUUUAAACAUGUUUACAAAAGUGUGUUUUUCACCAAUUUUUAUUUUGGCCAUUUUUUUGUAUAUUUUGAAAUUCCAGUUGCAAGAAAAAAAACCUGUUACAAGCCUGUAAAUAACAGGUUAAAAUUUAAUAUAUUUUCAACUGCAAUUGUAUAACUAUAAUUUUACAUGUUAUACAUACUUAUACAUUUUAUAUAUUUAUUUUGUCCAAGAAAUUAUUUUGCCAUAUGGGUUAUAAAAUUCGAAAUGUAUUUGUUGCCCCUGAAAUAUGUACAUUUUGAAAUAUAUGUUAAUAUAUGAAGGUUAAAACUAAAUAUAUUUUCAAAUUCAAAAAUACAUUAAAUUAAGCUUUACUUUCUACAAAAUGUAUUUAGCAUAUAUUUAAAACAAAGAAAUUAUUUUUUUCUCAUAUGGGUUGUUUUGUCCCAUGAUGCACAGCAGUAUUGUUUUUUUUUAAGGUAUGUUUGUAAAAACGAUAUAAAUGUCCUAAUUUAACUAAAGCCUAUUCCUGAAUUAAUCAAAACCCUUGGAAACUGCCCUAUGUGAGAUUACACUUUAUUUUCCAUCCUUAAAGGAAAACACCACCGUUUUUCAAUAUUU
Molecule: messenger RNA, 4938 nt
Organism: Paramisgurnus dabryanus
Lineage: Eukaryota; Metazoa; Chordata; Actinopteri; Cypriniformes; Cobitidae
Biological process (GO): regulation of GTPase activity
Source: RefSeq, a predicted model, not a curated record